Molecule: messenger RNA, 3118 nt
Organism: Ipomoea triloba (trilobed morning glory)
Lineage: Eukaryota; Viridiplantae; Streptophyta; Magnoliopsida; Solanales; Convolvulaceae
Product: homeobox-leucine zipper protein ANTHOCYANINLESS 2-like
Exons: 9
Coding region: 656-3118 (820 amino acids)
Biological process (GO): regulation of DNA-templated transcription
Molecular function (GO): lipid binding; DNA-binding transcription factor activity, RNA polymerase II-specific; DNA binding
Source: RefSeq, a predicted model, not a curated record
GUAUAUGUAAGGCUUCGAUGAGUCCACACAUUGCGUAUUAUCUGCAAAUCCCCUUUUUUCUCUUCACUUUCUUUUCAGCUCGCUUUCUCUCUCCUUCGCAAAAUUCAAUAAACAAAGAACCCUUUUUCCUCCUCUCUCUCUCUCCUCCUGUUUUCUUUUUUAUAUUUCUGAUUUACUUUUGUGUCUCAUCAACAAAAGCCUCUUUUCAAGCCAAGCAUGCAGAUAGAUGCAUAGCAGAAGCACAGAAAUAAGGGUUUCGCGUCCCAUUCUUUUGUACUAUGACAUAUAUAUAUAUAUAGAGAUUGAGAAGGAAGUGCAAAGCUGCUUGAUUAUUUCUCUCUUUUCUUCUUCUCUUUAGUCAGAACAGAAAAACAGGAGAGGAAGUUGGAGACAUUUGGAUCAGUCCUUGUGUCUCCUCUACCUCUCUAUAUUUUUCUCCUCACCAUUUUCUUGGUUUGAUUUUUGAGGGUAAUUUGCGUGUAAAACAACUAUCUAUCUCUCUCUCUCUCAGCCUGAAGACUUUCAGAAAUCUAUCAGAUGAUAAAAAGGGUUUAAUCAGUAGUUUGGAGGGUGGAAAGGGCAUCAAUCAUCAGGUAGAAAUUAAACGAAGAAUUGAAGAAAAUAAAGAAAGAGAGGUGAGGUGAGGUUUGUUUUCAUGAAUUUUGGGGGUUUUCUUGAUAAUAGCUCCUCCAUUGGUAGCGGCGGUGAGGGCGACGUCGUCGGCGGCGCAAAAAUCGUCGCCGAUAUACCUUACAACAGCAGCAGCGACAUGGCUAGCGGCGCAAUAGCCCAGCCAAGCCUUGUUCCACACUCUCUUACAACAAAGUCCAUGUUCAACUCUCCAGGACUCUCUCUUGGCCUUCAAACGGGUAUGGAGGGGCAAGGAGAGGUGGCGAGAGUGCCAGACAGCUACGAAGCUAACAACAGUAACACUAAUAACAGUGUUGGGAGAAGAAGCAGAGAAGAAGAGCCGGAGAGCAGAUCUGGUAGCGAUAACUUUGAGGGAGCCUCCGGCGACGAUCAAGAUGCCGCCGACGACAAGCCUCCCAGGAAGAAGAGAUACCACCGACACACCCCUCAGCAAAUCCAAGAACUUGAGGCUUUGUUUAAGGAGUGUCCUCAUCCCGAUGAGAAACAAAGGUCGGAGCUAAGCAAGCGGCUUUGCUUGGAGAAUAGGCAAGUCAAGUUUUGGUUCCAAAACCGUAGAACUCAAAUGAAGACACAACUGGAGAGGCAUGAGAAUUCGAUACUUAGGCAAGAGAACGACAAGCUUCGAGCGGAGAACAUGUCAAUAAGGGAGGCGAUGAGGAACCCACUUUGCACCAACUGUGGCGGCCCGGCAAUGAUUGGGGAAAUCUCACUGGAAGAGCAACAUCUCCGGAUUGAAAAUGUGCGGCUCAAGGAUGAGCUAGACCGCGUGUGUGCCCUGGCCGGAAAGUUUCUAGGCCGACCCGUUUCAUCUUUGCCUAAUAUUAAUUCAAGCUUGGAGCUUGGGGUUGGGAGCAAUGGGUUUGGAGGGCUAAGUGUGGUUCCCUCCACCGUCCCUAUAGCUCCUCCUCCUCCACCGGACUUCAGCGUUGCAUUGCCGACACGGCAAGGCUCCGGCGUGGGCAUCGAGAGGUCACUAGAAAGAUCUAUGUACUUGGAGCUUGCUUUGGCGGCCAUGGAUGAACUGGUGAAGGUGGCACAGACAGAUGAGCCGCUUUGGGUGAGAGGGGUGGAAGGGGGUAGAGAGGUGCUGAACCAAGAAGAGUACUUGCGGAGUUUUAGUCCUUGUAUUGGGUUGAGACCCAGUGGGUUUGUUUCUGAAGCUUCUAGGGAGACGGGCAUGGUGAUUAUCAACAGUUUGGCUCUAGUGGAGACUCUAAUGGACUGUGGGAAAUGGGGUGAAAUGUUUCCAUGUUUAAUCGCUAGAACCUCAACCACGGAUGUUAUAUCCGGUGGCAUGGGAGGCACCCGCAACGGUGCACUUCAACUGAUGUAUGCGGAGCUCCAAUUUCUAUCGCCAUUAGUACCGAUACGCAAAGUCAACUUUCUCCGCUUCUGUAAGCAACAUGCGGAAGGGGUGUGGGCUGUGGUGGAUGUGUCCAUCGACGCCAUCCGGCAAUCUUCGGCCGCACCCAACGCCACCCGCCGACUCCCUUCCGGUUGUGUAGUCCAAGAUAUGCCUAAUGGCUACUCCAAAGUAACAUGGGUGGAACAUGCAGACUACGAUGAGAGCGAGGUUCACCAGCUUUACCGAGGGUUGAUCGGCGCCGGGAUGGGGUUCGGUGCACAGCGGUGGAUCGCCACGCUCCAACAGCAGUGCGAAUGCCUCGCAAUACUCAUGUCAUCGGCCUUGCCCACAAGGGAUCACACAGCUAUUAGUCCGAGUGGGAGGAGGAGCAUGCUGAAGCUGGCGCAGCGCAUGACUAAUAACUUCUGUGCUGGGGUGUGCGCUUCCAGUGUACACCAGUGGAACAAGCUUUGCGCGGGGAAUGUGGACGAAGAUGUGCGGGUUAUGACCCGGAAGAGCGUGGACGACCCGGGCGAGCCCUCCGGCAUUGUUCUCAGCGCCGCCACCUCCGUUUGGUUGCCCGUUUCGCCGCAGAGAUUGUUCGACUUCCUCCGCGACGAACGCCUGAGGAGCGAGUGGGACAUUCUCUCCAAUGGCGGUCCUAUGCACGAAAUGGCGCAUAUUGCCAAGGGCCAAGACCAUGGCAACUGCGUCUCCCUCCUCCGUGCCAGCGCCAUGAAUUCCAACCAGAGUAGCAUGCUCAUAUUGCAGGAGACAUGCAUAAACGCGGCGGGGUCGCUUGUGGUGUACGCGCCCGUUGACAUUCCGGCAAUGCACGUGGUGAUGAACGGCGGAGAUUCCGCUUACGUGGCGCUGCUCCCGUCGGGUUUCGCGAUCGUGCCUGAUGGCCCGGGCUCCCGCGGGCCCGCGUCGGCGACGAAUGGUCCAUGCAACGGGGGCCCGUAUCAGAGGGUGAGCGGUUCCCUCUUGACUGUGGCGUUUCAGAUCCUCGUUAACAGCCUUCCCACGGCGAAGCUCACGGUGGAGUCGGUGGAAACGGUCAACAACCUCAUCUCCUGUACUGUUCAAAAGAUCAAGGCAGCCCUUCACUGUGAAAGUUGA